GCCAACCGGCGCCUUAAUGUGCUGUCCCGGCGGCUAAUGAUGGAAGUCGUCGGGGGCCAGUGAAGUGAUCGCGUGUGUGUGUUAACAGGGAAUAUUGGAACGAGAGCUAUGUCCAAGUACAUACUACCGCUGUCGGUCGCGGGCACUUUAAUUGGCGGGAUGGUCCUCGUCAAAGAUUAUGUAACUGGUGGAAACUGUCCAAGUUCAGCAACUGUCUCAGGAAAGACUAUAAUCAUAACUGGAGCAAACACUGGAAUUGGUAAAGAAACUGCUCAAGAGCUGGCCAGAAGAGGUGGCAGAAUCAUUUUGGCGUGUCGAAAUAUGGAGAAAUGUGAAGCUGUGGCUCGAGAAAUUCGAGGAGAAACCCUGAAUCAUCAUGUAUACACCAGGCACCUGAACCUUGCGUCACUUAAAUCGAUUAGGGAGUUUGCCAAGAAAGUAACUGAAGAAGAGGAGAACAUAAAUAUCCUAAUUAAUAAUGCCGGUGUUAUGAGAUGUCCUCACUGGCAAACAGAAGAUGGAUUUGAAAUGCAGUUUGGUGUAAAUCACCUUGGUCAUUUUCUGUUGACAAACCUACUGCUUGACAAGUUAAAGAAAUCUGGAAAGAGUCGCAUUAUAAACGUGUCCUCACUGGCUCAUGUUGCAGGGGAAAUUGAUUUUGAUGAUCUCAACUGGGAGAAGAGAAAGUAUAACACAAAGGCAGCAUACUGUCAAAGUAAACUUGCAAAUGUGCUGUUUACAAAUGAGUUGGCUAAGCGCCUUGAUGGAACUGGGGUAACUGCCAAUGCCGUGCACCCAGGCGUAACUGAUACAGAGCUCGGCAGACACACAGGAAUGCACAAAUCCAGCUUUUCUAGCACCGUAAUGGGGCCUUUAUUUUCCCUUCUUGUGAAAUCGCCCAAGCUGGGAGCACAACCUUCCGUGUAUCUAAGUGUGGCAGAAGAAUUAGAAGGAAUAUCUGGAAAAUACUUUGAUGUCAUGAAGCAGAAGGAUCCUUCCCCACAGGCACUGGAUGCAGAGACAGCCCGACGUCUGUGGGAAACCAGUGCUAGACUAGUGGGACUAGAGGACAACAAAGACACAACUGCUCAGUAAUUUCAACCUGAGUAUGAAUACUGCAGAGCACUCAACAACCCUCAAUAGCUAUGCAAAAGAUGAGUAUGUAAUCACGUACUGAAAGGUAAUAUACACUCACUAGCCACUUUACUAGGAACAGUAGUGCACCUAAUAAAGUGGCCACAAGAGUGGAACCUGGUGUAGUCUUCUGCCAUCUCCAGUGGGAUCCCACCACCAAGUACAUCUCUCCUCACCCCCCACUUUCCACUCUCCACAGGGAUCGCUCCCCACUGAUCUCUCUCCUAGCACUUAUCCUUGCAAGCUCACCUGUCCCUACACCUCCUCCCUCACUACCAUUUGGGGCCCCAAAUAGUCCUUCCAGGUGAAGUGACUCUUCAUCUGUGAGUCUGUUGGAGUCAUUUCCAGUGCUCCCUGUGUUUCCCCCAUAUAUCUGUGAGACCCGCUGUAAACUGGGAAGCCGCUUUGCCGAGCACCUAUGCUCCACACGCUGGAGAAAGCGAUGAGGCCACACUCAGGCUGGGUAGCCUCCAACCUGAUGGCAUGAACAUAGAUUUCUCACACUGCCUGUAAUAUCCCCCCCCCCCAAUUCCCUCUGUCACUGUAUCUCCUCACCCGCCCAUCACCUCCCUCUGGUGCUCCUCCCUCUUCCCUUCCUUCCAUGGUCUUCUACUCUCUCCUAUCAGGUUCCCCCUUCUCCAGCCUGUUAUCUCUCUCUAAUUGACUUCCCAGCUCUUUACUUCACCCCUGUCCCUCCCAGUUUUAUCCAUCACCUGCCACCUUGUGCUUCUUCCUCCCCUCCCCCGACUUUCUCACUCUGACUUCUCAUCUCUUUUUCCAGUCCUGGUGAAGGGUCUCAGCCCGAAACGUCGACUGUUUGCUCUGUUCCAUGGAUGUUCCCUGGCCUGCUCUCCCUUCUCCAGCAUUUUGUGUGUGUUACCUUGAUCUCCAGCAUCUGCAGAUUUCCUAUUGUUUGUGCUCUUUGCUGCUGUAGCUCAUCCACUUCAAGGUUCGAUGUGUUGUGUGUUCAGAUACGCUUUUGCACUCCACUGUUGUAAGGCAUAUUUAUUUGAGUUAUUGUCCUCUUUCUGUCAUCUUGAACCAGUUUGGCCAUUCUCCUCUGACCUCUCUGGAUAUUUUGUUUUUUGCACCAUUCUCUAUAAACUAGAGAUUGUUGAGCAUGAAAAUCCCAGGAGAUCAGCAGUUUCUGAGAUACUCUAACCUCCCUGCCUGACACCAACAAUCAUUCCAUGAUCAAAGUUACUUAGGUCACGUUUCUUCUCCAUUCUGUUUGGCCUAAACAACAAGUGAAUCUCUUGACCAUGUCUGCAUGCUUUAAUACAUUGAGUUGCUGCACAUGAUUGUCUGACUUGUUAUUUAUAGCUUGUUAUUUACAUUAACAAGUAGGUAUACAGGUGUACCUAAUAAAGUGGCCACUGAGUGUAUGUCACACAUCAUAUGCUAGUGAAUUUUUAAUUAUGAUUGCAAUUACAAUUCAUUCCCAUAUAAAUUUCACUGUGGAGCACUUGGUUAACCUUGUCUCCAUUUCCUCUCCAUCUGUUAAUUUAUCCAGCCGUGCACUGCAAUUUUCCACUGUGUUAUACAAUUCCUUUUAAGGAUUACAGCGCAGAAAUCCAUCCUUUUGCCCAACUCAUCCAUGCAGACUAAGAUGUCCAACUAAGCUAUCCCAUUUGCCCGCAUGUAUCCCUCUAAGUUAGAAUGAAAUAGUAAUGAAACAUUAUAACAAUAUAUUAGUGGACUUAUGAAUUCUUCUGAACAACCAAUCCUAUCAGUGUAGCUAUAACCACAGUUCCUUCAACUUCCUUAUACAAAGGAUGGAACUGUAGGAAAGGUAAUUUCUUGUUGCCUUGGUAGAAGGUUGAGGGCAAGUCAAAUGCCCUCCAUCUUUCACAGAAGAUUAUAUCUGAAGAAGGUUAGUUGACAUGAGAUGUUCUCCAAACUGUUCCUGAACAUUCUUCCUGAAGUUCCUGAACAUUUUUCCAACCAUUGAAGUGAGCUACUGUCAUUUUAAGCACAAGAACUGGCAUAGUUAAUAAUUUUACCAACAGGUGUUUCACUGUUUCAUCUUUGUAUGUUUUUAUAUUAAAAGUUAAAGUGCCCACAUGUUAGGUUUGUGAAACUAAGAAUGAAUGAUCUUGUGUAUUCUGGGAUGAGAUUAAUUAAACUGUUACAAAUGAACCAUAAAGUAAUUGUCAUAUUCCAAAAGAAUG
Molecule: messenger RNA, 3305 nt
Organism: Hypanus sabinus (Atlantic stingray)
Lineage: Eukaryota; Metazoa; Chordata; Chondrichthyes; Myliobatiformes; Dasyatidae
Product: retinol dehydrogenase 13-like
Exons: 7
Coding region: 109-1095 (328 amino acids)
Source: RefSeq, a predicted model, not a curated record